AUGCCCUCCUAUAAACUCACCUACUUUGACGUGCGCGGAUACGCCGAGCCGGCCCGCCAACUCUUCCAUUUGGCCGGUGUCCCGUUCGAGGACGUCCGUCUCAGCCAUGACGAUGGAUCUUGGGAGAAGAUCAAGGAUUGUAAGUGUUUUUUGGGUAGUUGUAAACUAGAACCCUCGCUUUUCUUCAGCUACUCCAUUCGGACAAGCCCCAGUGCUUAGUGUCGACGGCUUCCAAAUCCCCCAAUCGGCGGCCAUCAUCCGUUACCUCGCCAACAAGUUCGGAUACGCCGGAAAGACGCCGGAGGAGCAGGCGUGGGCGGACGCCAUCGUCGAUCAGUUCAAGGACUUUAUCACCGCCUUCGUGCAAGUGAUCACGGCCACCCGCGCCGGAAAGCCAGCCGAGGAGGUUCAGAAGAUCAGAGAAGAAGUGGCGAUUCCGGCGAGAGACGCGUUCUUCACUAUCCUCAACGGAAUUUUGGAGAAGAGCAAGUCGGGAUUCCUGGUCGGAGAGGGACUUACUUUUGCCGAUUUGGUGAUCGCCGAGAAUCUGACGACGCUCGAGAAGAACGGAUUCUUCAAGCCUGCGGAGCAACCGAAACUCGCUGCUCUUCGCGAGAAGGUCAACUCUCAGCCGGGGCUCAAGGAGUGGAUCGCCACCCGUCCGGAUACUCAGUUCUAA
This is a messenger RNA of Caenorhabditis sp. 36 PRJEB53466, 679 nucleotides long. Lineage: Eukaryota; Metazoa; Nematoda; Chromadorea; Rhabditida; Rhabditidae. The record is from the annotation of a GenBank genome assembly.